This is a messenger RNA of Pocillopora meandrina, 1118 nucleotides long. The record is from the annotation of a GenBank genome assembly. Lineage: Eukaryota; Metazoa; Cnidaria; Anthozoa; Scleractinia; Pocilloporidae.
AUGGAAGACGACUUUGAGCGGGAAGAAGUCAGCAAACUGAAAGGUAGCGGUCUUCUUUACUGUGGUCAGCCUUUCAGGACUGCACUGAUUACAACCACGAAGCACUUUAGCUUCACACAUCUAACCGUCCAAGAAUUCUUGGCUGCUCGUUGGUUUGUUAAGGAAAAUUGUGUUCCAGACGAAGAAUGCUCUGAAAUGGUUUUCCAAUUCAUGGCUGGUGUGUUGUCAAAUGAAGGAAACGAGGAACUGAUGGAAAAAUUAUUAGAUUCACCCUUUAUGCAUCGUAAUCUUAAAAUGACGUGUCUGAAUGAGUAUCAAAACAAAGAAUUUGCCAAAAAAUUCAUCAGGAAUAAUCCGCAAGCCUUUUGUAAUUCAGACGGCGUCUUGGCUUUAAAGGAUUUUUCUGAUGUGGACUGCAUUGGAGUAUCAUUUGUGUUGGACAUUAUCAGUGAACUAAAUAAAGAGGAAGCUGGAGAGGCACAACACAAAUGUUCUGAUAAGUUCGUCACAGUUGAGGAGUUAGAACUUAGCGAAUCACAGCUAACACUGUCUGUAAUUCACUGAACAAUGAACACUGUCUUGUGUGUGAACUGAACUUAGUCUACAUUUACUUGACUGAUGAAUGUGUUGAUGUUAUUAAUAGAUUAGUAGUAAGGAAGUUAACCACAUUAAGUCUAGUGACCGCUGGGAUCACUGUAACCAGUGUGGCCAGUCUGUGUGAAGCUUUACAGGAUCCAAGCUGUAAGCUAACCACACUUAAUCUGCGGGGUGGUUCUAUCACUGAUACCAGUGUUGCCAGUCUAUGUGAAGCUUUACAGCAUCCAAGCUGUAAGCUAACCUCACUAAAUCUGGGGAUUAGUUCUAUGACUGAUAUCGGUGUUGUCUGUCUAUGUGAAGCUUUACAGCAUCCAAGCUGUAAGCUAAACACACUAACUCUAACGCAGAAUCGCAUUACUGAUACCGGUAUUGCCAUUCUAUUUGAAGCUUUACAGCAUCCAAGCUGUAAGCUAACCACACUAAAUCUGGGGAAUAGUUUUACCACUGAUACCAGUGUUGCCAGUCUAUGUAGAGCUUUAAAGCAUUCAAGCUUUAAGUUAACCACACUAAAUCUGCCUUCG